This is a messenger RNA of Caenorhabditis remanei, 342 nucleotides long. RefSeq lists its product as uncharacterized. The record is from RefSeq and is a predicted model, not a curated record. The coding region runs from base 1 to 342 and encodes 113 amino acids. NCBI's taxonomy places the organism in Eukaryota, Metazoa, Nematoda, Chromadorea, Rhabditida, Rhabditidae. The transcript is spliced from 3 exons.
AUGUCAGUCUUCAUAACGUUUACUGAACCUGAGUUGCUUAAAUCCAGUAUCGGAAUGUUGGCGGCUCGUGGUGUCUCAUUGGGUCUUGGCAAAAUAAACUUGUCAGAUUUGAACCAAUUACCACAGGAUCGAAUACUUGCUGCUCAAUACAAAAAAUCACAAGAUGCGAAAAACAAGAAGCCAAAAAUUAUCAUCAAGAAGAAAGCGGAUGCAAAGGUCAGUUGGUUUCUCUUGAAGUUUUUUGAUUCGAUGGCCCUCAAAUUGUACAAAGUCACGAGAAGAGACGAAAAUAAUUGGGUCGAAUUGAAAAGGGAGAAAUGUUGCAAAAUGAACAAAAAAUAA